CAAUUAAUAUUUCAAUAAGUUUUUAUUAAUAUAAGUGAAAUUUUUACAAAAAAUUGGAAAAAUGUCUUCUUGGCAAUCGCAAAUACAUAAUAUCUCGGAUUUAAUGCAACACGUAAUGCAGACUAAGAAGUUGGCCGAUGUUACUUUCAGAGUAGGCCAAGAGCCGAAUCAGAAGAUAAUCACUGCUCAUAAGUUCUUAAUUGCAAGCAGAAGCGACGUUUUUGAGAAAAUGUUUUAUGAAUCUUCUUGCCCUGCAACAGAAAUCCCAUUGCCUGACAUUAAACCGGAUAUUUUCGAAAUAAUGCUCAAAUAUAUUUACACCGAGAAACUAGUAGUGAACACCUUCGACGAAGCUAUUCAAACUUGUCGUUUAGCUGCUAAGUAUAACGUUGUCCAAUUAGUGACAUUAUGCAAGACCAAUAUAGAAAAACAACUUUGCCAGAACAACGUGUGCUUGGCUUUAGACUUAGCUAUUGCUCUUAACGAUAAGGAUUUCGUGCAGAUUUGUGAAGAUAUAAUUUCUAAGUACAGCCAAGAAGUGUUUGAAUCUGAAACUUUCUUAUCAUCUCCGAUAGAUGUGGUCAAAAGUAUCAUGAUGCAAACUGCAUUGAAUAUACCCAACGAACUUUAUUUGUUCGAAGUUGGUUUGAAAUGGGCGAAGACAAACAUAAUUAGAAGUCAAAACAAUUCAUCUCCCGAAACUAUGAGAACUUUAAUGAAUCCUUUACUUCCAUGCAUUAGAUUUCUUAGUAUGAAGCACGAAGACAUUUUUAAAAGUCCCGCGACGAGUGGUGUAUUGAAUAGUGAAGAAAUUAUGAAAAUCGGAAUGACUAUUUCUGGAUCCGAAGCUGUAUCAUUACCUACUUGGUGCAACCACGAAAAGAACCCCAGAAAACGUCUCUCAGUAACAACGCCAGAGGCAAUUAAGAAAAUUAUUAGAGCAGAUGAUAUGUCUUCACCCAUUUCGUCUUACAAUAUUAUAGAGUUGCAUCAUAAUUGCUUGGGUGAUAGCGACAGAAUUAGCUCUCUGGAUAUCAAUGAAAUAUUUAGUAUCGAGUGCAUGAUAUCGUUCGAUGCCGAUGCGAUCUUAUUCGGUUUUAGUUUCUGCGUUAGAUACAACAGCGUUUGCAAUGCAGAAUUAUACAUGGCACAAGGAAAGGAUGUUUGCCGCCCUAUAAAAUGUUUGGGAAACGUCAACGAGAGCUUCAAUUCAACCAAACAAAUUUAUAAUCACAGAAUGGUUAUUGCCGAUCCGAUAAAAAUGAAACGGAACGAAUGGUAUUACGCAAAAGUUUGCACAGAAGAUCCAGUGGACAUAUGCAUCCGUUCUGUUCCGGUCAUAAAUACAGUUAACACCCCCGACGUAACAUUCAACAUAAGAUACAUCAACAUCAAAAACGAUAGUCAUUUUCAUCAAGUAUAUUACAAAUGAUUUCAUUCAAUUCUUUACACGAAAAAAAAUUUAUCGUUCUGUAUAUAAAUUU
Molecule: messenger RNA, 1484 nt
Organism: Centruroides sculpturatus (bark scorpion)
Lineage: Eukaryota; Metazoa; Arthropoda; Arachnida; Scorpiones; Buthidae
Product: BTB/POZ domain-containing protein 3-like
Exons: 3
Coding region: 62-1432 (456 amino acids)
Biological process (GO): neurogenesis
Cellular component (GO): cytosol
Molecular function (GO): protein binding
Source: RefSeq, a predicted model, not a curated record